CCUGCGCGGCGCGGGGCCCGGUCCGGGUUGGGGCGCGCGAGCGGUGGGGUUGAGCGGCGGGGGGCGGCACGAAAAUGGCGCUGACGCAGGGCACCAAGCGCAAAGUCUGCUACUACUACGAUGGUGAUGUCGGAAACUACUAUUAUGGCCAGGGACAUCCCAUGAAACCCCACAGGAUCCGAAUGACCCACAACCUGCUGCUGAACUACGGCCUCUACAGGAAGAUGGAGAUCUAUCGCCCUCACAAGGCAAAUGCAGAAGAAAUGACCAAGUACCACAGUGACGACUACAUAAAGUUCCUGAGAUCUAUCCGCCCAGAUAACAUGUCUGAGUACAGCAAGCAGAUGCAGCGAUUUAACGUUGGGGAAGACUGCCCUGUGUUUGAUGGGUUGUUUGAGUUCUGUCAGCUGUCUGCUGGAGGCUCAGUUGCCAGUGCUGUGAAGCUGAACAAGCAGCAGACGGAUAUUGCUGUGAACUGGGCAGGAGGCCUUCACCACGCUAAGAAGUCGGAGGCUUCUGGCUUCUGUUAUGUCAACGAUAUUGUCUUGGCUAUCUUGGAGCUCCUGAAGUACCACCAGAGAGUGCUGUACAUCGACAUUGAUAUUCACCAUGGCGAUGGCGUGGAGGAAGCUUUCUAUACCACAGACCGCGUCAUGACCGUGUCCUUUCAUAAAUACGGAGAGUACUUCCCAGGAACGGGGGACCUUCGGGACAUUGGUGCAGGCAAAGGCAAAUACUAUGCUGUAAACUACCCGCUGCGCGAUGGGAUCGAUGAUGAGUCCUACGAAGCAAUAUUCAAGCCGGUGAUAUCAAAAGUGAUGGAGACGUUCCAGCCUAGCGCAGUUGUCCUGCAGUGCGGGUCAGACUCUCUGUCAGGGGACAGGCUGGGUUGUUUUAACCUGACCAUCAAAGGUCAUGCCAAGUGUGUGGAGUUUGUAAAGAGUUUUAAUUUGCCGAUGCUGAUGCUGGGUGGAGGGGGCUACACGAUCCGCAAUGUGGCGAGGUGCUGGACAUAUGAGACUGCUGUGGCAUUGGACACUGAAAUUCCCAACGAACUUCCGUAUAAUGACUAUUUUGAGUACUUUGGACCAGACUUCAAGCUUCACAUCAGCCCCUCGAACAUGACUAACCAGAAUACCAACGAGUACCUUGAGAAGAUCAAGCAGCGCCUCUUUGAGAAUCUGCGCAUGCUGCCUCAUGCCCCUGGUGUCCAAAUGCAGCCGAUUCCUGAGGAUGCUGUGCAGGAAGACAGUGGAGAUGAAGAGGAAGAAGAUCCUGAGAAACGCAUUUCGAUCCGCAAUUCUGAUAAAAGAAUAUCCUGUGAUGAAGAAUUCUCUGACUCUGAAGACGAAGGCGAAGGAGGGCGCAAAAAUGUUGCCAACUUUAAGAAAGCAAAGCGUGUGAAAACAGAAGAGGAAAAGGAGGAAGAGGAGAAGAAAGAUGAGAAAGAAGAGGAAAAAGCGAAAGAGGAGAAAACGGAACCCAAAGGGGCGAAGGAAGAGCCGAAAUCCACCUAAGAUGGCUGCAGCUGGGCAGUACCUGUCAGUGCGUAGUUGUCGUAGGUUAGCUUCUCUGGUUGCCUCCCAUUCCACAGGAUUUAUAUUUUAUAUAUGUUUCUGUAUAUAUUUCUAUAUAAAUAUAUAAAUGACUUGAGAACUGUAAAUUAUUCCUUGCUGCACUCUGCUGGGAGCAGGUAGGGAGGAUUCUGCGGAGUCAACAGACCUGCGCUGCCCAGAGUUGGUGACUGGGAAGUUUCACUCUUGCCUUCCACUGCCUCCUCAGUGUCUCUGAAAAACUCACUUCCUUUCUGUACUCUCCUCUGAAAUAACCACCCUUGGAAAAGAGUAAUUUAAGUAGUAGUAGUAGCUGCGUUUCAGGUUAGGUGGAAAGAUGGCCAUGAAAUGUCUUUUUUUUUUUUUUCCCACUUUUUCCUUUUUUUGUGGUUUGUUUUUUGUUUUUUUUGUGGGAGAACAUGUGUUCCCAAGUGAAGCCUGUGAGAAACUUGACUGUUCCUUUGGUCUUCAGUUUGAUUCCACCUUGGCAAGUAACUGCAAGCUGGUGCCGCUUCUCAGGGUCAAAUAGAGCAGUUCUUGAAUAGAGUUGGCUACCUCCCUGCAGCAAACUUGAGAGACCAAGCAGCUUAAGAGCAGCCUGUGAGGCGCUGCAGUGAAUCGGCCCCGGAGCCCUGCAGGGGCAGAUCUGGAAAAUGCAAAUCAAGAAUCACCCUGAUGUGGGGGAUCAUGGUUUCCGCGAUCCUGCAGAUCCAGUUAGCAUGGCAGCAUUCUACAUCUCAAGUAAGAGAGAGGAUGAUGUUUUUAUACCUUUUUUUCUAUAAUUAAGUCCCUCUCUGAGGGGGGGAAGCGAGUUACUGCCCGUUUGGCCGCCUGCUUUGCUUUUCCUGCUCGUUGUGCCCUCAGCUGCGCGUGCUGUGAUGUGCUUUCUCUGUCCUGAUCCGUGUGCUAGGCUGAAAGCACUGCAGGAAUUCCCAGCUCGGCUACAGGCCAGGCCGAACAGAGCCUGGCCAAAACCCCUUGUCCGGCGUCUGUCACUGAAAAUCCUUCUCUGAAAUGAAGUUACAAAGGUUUUCAGAGGGAACCUUUCCUUCUCUCACCCUCAAGGCCAGUUAUGGAAAAGCUCUUUAUCAGCCUUCGGAGCUGUUAUCGUUCCACGGGAACAGCAGAUGGGGCUCUGCACAUUUUUCUAGCAAAGCUGCCUCCUGCUGCUCCCACGCAUUCUCACACCCAAAGUCUUUUGUGACCAGAACUGGCCUUGCUUUUGCACCUCGUUUUGUACAGCUGAGCGUUAGCUGAGGGUUUGGGGACUGCGUUGCAGCGGUUGUGCAGAGGCAGCUGGGACUCGCCACUCUCCUCUCUCAGGGGGAUUCCUCUGUCCUCAGAGGAUCUGUACCUCCCACGGAGCGCUGCUGAUGGCUUCAACUCUAAUAAUGCUGCUAACUUCACACAGGUUAUUUUUCAAAUGUUUUAUUUUUUUAAAUUACCUUUUUUCCCCCCUUUUCCACCGUGAGUUUUUUUAGUUCCCUUGGAUCCGAGUGACGCGUCACUCCUGCUCUUCAGUGUUUGUAUGUGAAGCGAGAGAUCAGUGUACCUUUGUGUCGGGGGGAGGGGGGAAUAUUGUGGUUUUUUAAAGAUGCUUUUAUUUUGAAUUUUGAGAAUCUUUGUAAUAAAACUGGUACAUUUCUACGGCUGCUGUCAGUUUUUACUGCUUUCUGCUGAGAGAAGACACUUGGAGUGGGAAUUCAGUUUGUUUUCUUGAGCCACUGCUGGAAAAUGGUGUGGUACCUCGGUCGUGAUGGUGAUGUGGUGUGAGUCCCAGCAAUAAAACGAGCUGUGAUGAGGCUGUGGAUAGAAAGGUGAGGUGAGGGUGAUCGCUUUGACCCCUCUUUCACCAACAGGGCUGAAUGUGUUGCUUCAGACGCAUCCACUGAAGGAUUCGAUGUGGAACGUGCUCUGUGCUGCAUUAAAGGUUGCUUUAGUUUCUUUUGUUGGUAUUUGUUCUUUCCCCCCUGCCCCGUGUUUUAUAAAAUAGCCUUGAAAUCCUCCUCCUGCCCUCUCUCUCUCCAGAAGAGGAAAGCUGAAAGAUCAAGGGUUUAUUCGCUCACAGCUCUUCAAUGAAAGGUGGCUGGGGCCAUUCUUCUGUCUCCUUUCUAAAUGGGAGCUGAGUUCUCGUCCAGCAGCGCUGCUGAUGCUCACUGGGUUGGGGUUACAGCACCUCGUGCAGCCAACGCUCCGAAAGCAGUGCUCGUCUGGAAAAGGAAUUGUGAGUUACGGGAAGGGGGUAUCUUUUGGAUGAGCUGAGGUGGGUUUUAUCUGGUAUUCAAGUGAAAAUAUAUCCUUUAAUAUCAUUAGGAGCAGGUUAAUUUGCAACCGAGCGGUGCUCACACCUGAAACGGGCACAAAAGGCUCAGCAAAGAAAGGGCUUCGCCUGGCACAGUUGGCUCCUAUGGCUGAAAAAAUACUCCAUGC
Molecule: messenger RNA, 3983 nt
Organism: Cuculus canorus (common cuckoo)
Lineage: Eukaryota; Metazoa; Chordata; Aves; Cuculiformes; Cuculidae
Gene: HDAC1
Product: histone deacetylase 1
Exons: 14
Coding region: 75-1517 (480 amino acids)
Molecular function (GO): histone deacetylase activity
Source: RefSeq, a predicted model, not a curated record